AUGGACACGUCGUGCAUUUUCAAAUUAACAAAGAUAUGUCACCUUUCAGCUCAAGUGGAUUUUUUUUUUCAGUUCGAAGAGGAGCAAUUCGAAAAUAUACCAGAUUUGGUGACAUUUUAUCAGGCAUAUAACAAGCCAAUCACUCGGACUAGUGGUUGCAUUAUAAAAAAUCCCGUACCUAAUACGACAUUUUUCGCAACUUACAAUUUUAAGCCACAAUUUCAAAUUGAUCAAAAAUAUAUGAAAGUCCUCCGACCACGAAUGCUUAAAUCUGGUCAGAGCGAUCGUUGACUCAAAAGGUUCUAUUAAACGAAACACGAAAACAGUUACAGUUAAAAGCAGGGCAGCCAUCAUCACCUGCUUCACUGGUACCAUCUAACGAUAAACAUUUCUCGUUAUCGGAUUUACUCAGUCGACCAUUACCAAGACCAAUUCGAUCACCUGUUGAGGAAGAUCAAAAUGAAUACUCUGAAAUAGAUUACGAUGCUAUGGAAAAGGCGACGAUUGCAGCGUCGACCGUUCCAGAAGUUGUAAGCCCGUCAAGGUCAAAGUUGUGUUAUCUGCAGGAUCACAAAUUGUCACUCACCUCAUUAAAUUCAGCAGGCAGCGAGCUGACAGAUUCAAAUAGCGCAUUAUCGUCAGGCACAUCUGUGUCUUGCAUUGAAAUCAGCAAUCUGCAUUGGCGUAUGCCAGGUAACCACGACUAUGAUCGACCAAGGGCAUGUGGGGCCAUAUCCGCUAUCAAUUUGCAUAAUUAUCAGUCACCGUUUAUCGAACCCAAUAAUAAACCCCAAACAGAAGAGCUAUUGGAAAAAUUCAGACAGCUGCUGUUAACGAAGAAACCGGAAAGUUGCGCUCAGCUAAUAACUACUGAAGAUUAUCGAUUACUAAGACUUGGAAAAAACUUGCGGGCACCAAUCAAGGAAGCAACGAAAUUCGAACAGUUAAAUGGAUUGUUACUUAUUUUGUUGCCACAUGGAGAAAAUGUGCGGAAUGAUCUCCUGGAAAGGUUGAUUGAUUCACUUGAACAUUUUCAUAUCAUAUUAGACAGCGUUCGUUGCAUUAUUUGUGCAUUUUGUCCAUAUUGUACCAGGCCCAAUGUACUCAACGUUGGGUCAUAUAUAACGCUUGGGUGCAAAUUGCUCGUGCCUUACUUUAUCAGUUUGGAAUGCAUUUUCCUUCCUUACGCUUCUCGACGCAUUAUGUUCAGAGCUCGUAAAAUCUGUUCUUUCCGAAGAGUACACGUGGACAUUGCAGCAAGAGCUGGAAUUGGUAGCAUACAGAUUGCACCGGUGUGA
Molecule: messenger RNA, 1298 nt
Organism: Brugia pahangi
Lineage: Eukaryota; Metazoa; Nematoda; Chromadorea; Rhabditida; Onchocercidae
Source: the annotation of a GenBank genome assembly